AUGGCGCCAAGUAACCAGAGCCCUGGCAAUGAAGAGAACGCUCCGCCCAAUCAGAUUCCCCUUCAAGAUCUCUCGAAACCAGGAGAUGCAGCCUACGACCGGGGGCGAAGCCCGCGCGGCAGCCUCUUCUCGCGACCAUCGAUGAUGGGAAGGGGAUCGCGGAGGACAUAUGAAAGUGUCGCUGAGGAGUCUCCUAUUGAUUCGGCUGGACCGAGCAGGAAUCCCUUCCGACCAACACAAGGCCAUGCGGAGAUUGCCUCGCCGCUCGACGACGUGGGCGGAUUCGCGCAAGCCAUGUCCUCGGUUGGCCUGAACUUCGAUGGACCACAAUCAAGAGCUUCAAUGUCCGGUCCCUCGGGAAGUCGUGGGUUUGACGACUCUGCUUCCGAUCUCGAUGUUGUGCCUCUAGACCCUUACGACCCCCACGAUCCCCACGAAUACCAUAUACCCGCGGACAAUGAUGAUGAUAGGGCUGGCCUGACAGAUCCUCGAUAUCUGCAGCCGAUCAGCGGAGCCGCGGGCACGGAGGGACGGCGGAGCAGCGACACUGGUGGUCACUCUCUUCAGUUCGGCGGUUCCCGGCUAGGUGACGAUCUGCCUCACCUGGAGGACGGGUUGGGAAGUCGUCGUGGCAGCAGUGUUCGUGACCGGUCACGCUCGCUGUCUCCUUCUGCAUCUGGAGGAGCUUUGCAGCGCGCUAGCUCCAUGGUGAAGUCCAUGUCGCAGCGUGUGGUCAACUUGAGUAAUGAGCCGGAAGUUGUACAGCAAUCAAUUGAGAGGGAAGAACUCAAUAAGAAUGCCCGAAUGGAUGGGCCUCCGGUUCUGCCUGCAAUGGUAGACUUUGAAGACGUUCUUCCAGAGGAGACAACUCAAUCCACCACAGAGAAGCGUGCCUCAAGCAGACUAUGGAAAAAUCGCAAUAAUCCGUUCAGAGGCAGGUCACUCGGACUAUUCGGACCAGACCAUCCCCUUCGACUCUGGCUGUGUGAUAUCCUUGUUCAUUCGUUCAUGGAGCCCUUCAUUUUGAUUGUCAUCGUUAUCCAGACCAUCUUGUUGACCGUUGAAGACGCGCUUCCCAAUUACCCCGAUUCAGUGAGAUGGGGAAGCAGCAAACUUGAUUACGUUUUCCUUGUCAUUUUCAUCAUAUAUACCUUUGAGAUAGUCGCCAAAAUUCUGGUGUCUGGACUUAUCUUCAACCCCGUCGAGUACAGUACAUUGAAUCGCACUCUCGGCGUCAGGAAAGCCAUAGCGGAGAAGGGCAAGAACCUGAUCACUCCGCAUCGACAGGCUACUACUAAGAAAGCAUCCAUGCUACCGGUCGAACCGCAAACCUCGAUUCUGCGAUCAUUCACCGGAAUGAAUGGACUAGAUCCUGAAGUCUACGAUGACCCAUUACAUAAACGCCGCGUUAGGCUUGCCCAUCGUGCGUUUCUCCGACACUCUUUUAAUCGCCUGGAUUUUGUAGCAGUGAUUGCUUUUUGGACUUCUUUUAUCCUCGCUCUUUCUGGCGUGGAGAAAACUCGUCAACUGUACAUUUUCCGCAUGCUUAGCUGCCUUCGUAUCUUACGUUUACUUGCCAUGACCAAUGGUACUUCGGUUAUUCUUCGAAGUCUCAAGAGAGCAGCUCCUCUGCUUGUACACGUUGCCUUUUUGAUUGGCUUUUUCUGGCUUCUAUUUGCCAUCAUUGGCAUACAGAGCUUCAAAUCUAGCUUCCGGAGAACUUGUGUUUGGAUCGACCCCGAAGGAAAAAAUAAUUUCACAUUAAAUAAUGCAUGGGAUACACUACAAUUCUGCGGUGGAUACAUCAGCAACACGACUGGAGAAAAGAUGCCGUGGCUUGACUCAACCGGAUUGAACUCAGGAUUCAGCCCCAAAGGAUACCUUUGUCCACCGGGGUCUUUAUGCAUAGAAGGCGACAAUCCGUACAAGGGAACAUUUGGCUUCGACAACAUCCUUCACUCAUUGGAAAUGGUAUUUGUUAUCAUGAGUUCCAAUACAUUCACUGAUCUGCUGUACUACACCACCGACAGUGACUACCUCGCGGCAGCUCUAUUUUUUGCAUGCGGUCUUGUCAUUUUGAGUCUAUGGCUGGUGAAUUUGCUUGUCGCUGUUAUUACUCACUCGUUCCAGGUGAUCCGAGAAGAGAGCAAGCGCAGUGCCUUUGCUGUUCAACAAAUUGAUGCUGUCGAGGAAGAUGAGACAGUAACUCGAAAAAUCAGCCCUCUCAAGCGAAUCUAUGACCAAACCGAAUGGAUCUGGGUCUUGUUCAUCAUUUUGGACCUCAUUUCACAAGCGCUGAGAAGUUCGACCAUGUCCGCCCGCCGUGCGCAGGUCAUCGAUACCACUGAGACUGUGGUCACUCUGCUUUUCCUGGUCGAGAUUAUCCUACGUUUUGCCUCAGAUUGGCGAGUAUUUCAUCACAGGCGCCGCAAUUUGACAGAUCUUCUCCUUGUCAUAAUAACCUGCAUCAUUCAAUUGCCGCCUAUUCACAACUCAGGCCGCGCAUAUACAGUUCUUACUCUAUUUCAGAUAUUACGGGUCUACCGGGUUGUCCUGGCAUUUCCUGUGACAAGAAAGCUGAUCAUGGUUGUCUUUCGUAACACCGUCGGUCUGCUUAACCUUAUCUUGUUCCUCUUCUUGAUGACUUUUCUCGCUGCAAUCUUCGCAACCCAGCUGUUCCGAAGCCAGAUACCAUCCGAAGAUGAAGGCGGUAACACGAUCAUGAUCACAUUUGGAAACAUUUACAACUCGUUUUUGGGAAUGUACCAAAUCCUCUCAAGUGAGAAUUGGACAACCAUCCUCUAUAACGCCACUGCAUACACGACCGACUUCAAUACAGCAUGGAUUUCAGCGGCGUUUAUCAUCUUGUGGUUCAUCGUUGCGAAUUUCAUUGUCCUAAACAUGUUCAUUGCUGUCAUUCAAGAGAGUUUCGACGUGUCAGAGGAUGAGAAACGGCUGCACCAGGUCAGAGCAUUCCUGGAACAGAAACAAGUUCACGGAGCACCCCAAGGAACCUUGGCUCUUUCAAAGAUCUUCCGCUUCGGUCGAGAUUCAGCCCGGUAUAAGGAUCCACUUGAUCACGGUCCCGCGGCGUUGGAAAUGUUACUCAAGGAUGCUGUGGUGCAGGAGUUUUUGGACGAAGAGGAAGGCAAGCAAGACGAACAACCAAAAGGCACACGAAGGGAUAGCACAUUGCACGACAACCGGGCUCAGGAUACUGUUCAACCCGGUUGGAUCUCACUUAUGUGGACCAAGGCCUCCACCCUCGUUAUGCGUCGAGAGCCGAACCCUUUCUAUUCAAAGUUGAAGUUCUCCAGGGCCUAUGAGGAGCUGGACCCAAGAACCAUGGCAAGAGAAGUCGUCACUGCGGCGGAACAGAGAAAGCGGGACCAGCGCGAGUUUUUAGUCAAGCAUCCCAACUACAACAAAUCGCUCUUCCUUUUCUCUCCGAACCAUCCUGUUCGGAAGUUGUGCCAACGCAUUGUUGGCCCCGGACGUGGUCACCAACGAGUGGAGGGCGUCGAUCCUUACAAACCGUUGUGGUAUGCCUUUUCGGCAUUCAUCUACGCAGCAAUUGUCGCAAUGGUUCUUCUUGCUUGCAUCACAACGCCACUAUACCAGCGGGAGUACUUCCGCACUAAUCGCAAUUGGUUCGUCUAUACAGAUUUAGGCUUUGCCGUUGUGUUUUCUGUCGAAGCGACAAUCAAGGUCGUGGCCGAUGGCUUCUUCUGGACGCCGAACGCAUUUUUCCGAAGCUCAUGGGGCUUUAUUGAUGGAAUUGUGUUGAUCACCCUUUGGGUCAGUGUUGGCGGAUCGCUCAGAGAUGACUGGAGUGUCUCCAGAGCGAUUGGUGCCUUCAAAGCACUGAGGGCUCUGCGUCUAUUGAAUGUCAGUGACAGUGCCAAGGACACUUUUCACUCGGUCAUUAUUGUUGGUGGAUGGAAGGUUGUGUCUGCUGCGGCCGUCUCCAUGAGUUUCUUGAUUCCAUUUGCCAUCUAUGGUAUCAACCUCUUCAACGGGCAGAUGAUGAGCUGCAGUGACGGUGAUUUCGCUGGAAACCUGACCAAUUGUGUUGGUGAGUUUGCCAACUCGCCCUACAACUGGGAUGUUCUCUCCCCACGCUCUGUAGACAACGCAUUCUACGACUUUGACAAUUUUGGCGACUCUCUCUUCAUCUUGUUCCAGAUUGUAUCUCAAGAGGGCUGGAUCGAUGUGCAGGAAAGCGCUAUGGGAAUUACUGGAAAGAUGAUGCAACCGCAAGAUAUGAUCGCACCAGAGAACGGAUUGUUCUUCGUUGUAUUCAACUUGCUUGGAGCUGUGUUUGUUUUGACGCUGUUUGUGUCUGUGUUCAUGCGCAACUACACAGAACAGACUGGCGUUGCGUUCUUGACUGCCGAACAACGUUCCUGGUUGGAAUUGCGCAAGCUCUUGCGACAGGUAUCUCCCUCGAAACGCUCAUUCGACGACGAGAGCAAGAAACUGCGGCUCUGGUGCUAUCGAAUUGCAGUCAAAAAGCAUGGCCGAUGGGCGACAUUUGUGACUUUGAUUCUUUGCGUCCACUUGCUUUUGCUAGUGCUGGAGUAUUAUCCCGAGCCUGCUUGGUGGGAACUGGUUCGCAGUAUUAUAUUCUUUGCGUUCAUGUUUGUUUACGCAGGAAAUGUGAUUAUUCGGCUGAUUGGCUUUGGUUGGCAUCGGUUCAGUCGAAGCUCAUGGGAUCUUUAUUCUCUCCUGGCUGUUCCCGGCGCUUUCAGCACUUCUAUCAUGACCAUUGCAUACAAUAAAAGCCAUGUGGUAGUUGAGCUCAACAAGCUCUUCCUCGUGUCGGUUGCUUUGCUGCUUAUACCACGAAAUAACCAGCUUGAUCAGCUCUUCAAGACAGCUGCAGCCAGUCUGUCUGUGAUUGGCAAUCUUCUAGCUACCUGGUUCGUUUUGUUCUUGGUCUAUGGCAUUGCGAUGAAUCAAGCCUUUGGGCUUACCAAAUUCGGCGAAAACGAAGACCACAAUAUCAACUUCCGCGAUGUACCCAAGUCUCUGAUCCUGCUAUUCCGAGCCAGUUGCGGAGAGGGUUGGAACCAACUCAUGGAGGACUUUGCUACUAUGGUCCCACCAUUUUGCACAUACAAUUCAAACUUCCUCGACGAUGACUGUGGAAGUCCGGGAUGGGCCCGAUCCCUCUUCAUCUCGUGGAACUUGAUCAGUAUGUAUAUCUUUGUCUCAUUGUUUGUGUCUCUUAUCUUUGAGAGUUUUUCCUAUGUCUACCAACGGAGUAGCGGGCUGUAUGCUAUCAGUCGCGAGGAAAUCCGCCGAUUUAAGCAGGCCUGGGCCACGUACGACCCAGAUGGAACCGGGUUUAUCACCAAGGAGCAAUUCCCUCGCCUUCUAGGAGAAUUGUCAGGUGUCUUUGCGACACGCAUCUACGAGGGCGAGUUCUCGGUUGGAAGAAUUCUUGACCGGUGCCGAGUCGAGCCUCACAGGAACUCAAUGGUUUCAUUGCAUGAGCCACGGCCGCCUGUUCAACCGACCUCCCGUGUUGCGUCCGGUGUGAAUCUCGACGAGCUCUCUCGAAUCAUAUCACAAAUCCCUGUGCAAACCAUUCGAGCGAGACGUGAGCGGCUGAAUACUUUCUACGAAGAAGUUUUGGUGUCCGCAGAUCCUGAUCGCGGCAUCUCCUUCCACCAGUGCCUGAUGAUUCUCGCCCAUCACAAUGUCAUCAGCGACAGCAAGAGCUUGCGUUUGGAGGAAUUCUUGCGACGCCGGGCACGCUUACAGCGCGUGGAGGAGGCUGUCCGCCGGAACACCGUCGUCGGCUUCUUCGAUACCCUCUACUGGUCUCGCCAAUUCCGCCGCCAAGUGGAACGCAAGAAGUCUGGCCGGAUGAGCGUCAUCCCGACAUUCACCGUGCCCGAGAUCUUUGUCGAUGACCCAGUUGACGACUCUGAUGAGCACGAUGAGCCCGGUUCUGGAGCCAUGACUCCACAAACUCAACCAGAAUUUGAUUCUGUUUUCGCACCCAUGCUCUCGCCGGUCUCCCUUCACCGACGAGCAGAGUCCAGCCCAGCUGCUCGCCACGAUACCUUGCCUCGGAUUGACACCAAUCUGAUUGGGCGGGCGUCUGGGGCCAGCACGCCGACAAGGGAAUGGUCAAGUAUCAGUCCCUCCCGUACUCCGCAACACAUGUAUGGGGAUCGCACCUCCUUCGAAACCCAUGCAUCGCUCGAGGCUUCUUCUGCCACGCGUUCUCGUCAGAAUAGCAUCAUGAAUGUACAGGGAGUCAUGAAUUCGUUGGACAACUCCGCCUGGGGUGAGAGUCUGCGACGAAGUUUCACGCAACGGCGACCGGGCGACCGAUCGUCUGAUUAG
Molecule: messenger RNA, 6360 nt
Organism: Penicillium nucicola
Lineage: Eukaryota; Fungi; Ascomycota; Eurotiomycetes; Eurotiales; Aspergillaceae
Gene: cch1
Product: calcium channel protein CCH1
Exons: 2
Coding region: 1-6360 (2119 amino acids)
Biological process (GO): calcium ion import across plasma membrane
Cellular component (GO): voltage-gated calcium channel complex; membrane
Molecular function (GO): calcium ion binding; high voltage-gated calcium channel activity
Source: RefSeq, a predicted model, not a curated record